Messenger RNA from Musa acuminata subsp. malaccensis (wild Malaysian banana), 2970 nucleotides. RefSeq names its product mitogen-activated protein kinase kinase kinase 1. NCBI's taxonomy places the organism in Eukaryota, Viridiplantae, Streptophyta, Magnoliopsida, Zingiberales, Musaceae. The record is from RefSeq and is a predicted model, not a curated record. Gene Ontology annotation, biological process: protein phosphorylation. Gene Ontology annotation, molecular function: ATP binding; protein kinase activity.
CUUCCGUAAUGUCGGAGCUUUCUUUUCUCACCGGCACACUGUUGCUCUUUGGAUCUUCCUUUUAGUGCUGGAUCUGUGUCAUUCAUCGGUUGCAUCCAUGGGUGGUGGCCCAUUUGGUUCCCAAGAAUUCCAGCGGCAGCUUCCGUGACGCCACAAAACAGCGGACGCCUUCCCGGAAUUGAAUGGCGGAUGGGAAGGGGAGGAGAUGAACCCUACCAUCGAGACCAAGUCUCCGCCGCCGGGUUCCGUGUUAUUCCUGAUCCUUUCACCCUCUUCCUGUUCGCUCUCCCGAUUCCCGGAACGGCCAUUUGUUUUUUGGGUUUCGCCUUUUCUUGGGCUCCGGAAGCAUCAGAAACCCUAGCGUUUGGUCGAAAUUUCUUGUCGAUUCUUCUUGUUGGCUUCGAAGUUCGCAUCUUUUUUAUUCCCUUUGUUGCCGGUGUUGGUAAAAAUCGUGCCUUGGGGGUCUCUUUUUCCUGAUGGGUUUAUCGCCGCCACCGACGUAUGUUCUUCAACCGUAGGAGAGCCGCCUCCAGCUCCGGACGCGGCACGAUGGACUCCAGCAAGCAGCAGCAGGUGACGGGACGGCGUCCGCAGCUGGUGCGGCGCAACGCGGUCAAGUACGUCGAGUAUGAGGUCGCGGGUUCCUCUUCGACCUCUUUCUCUUCUGCCGCGACCGAAGAAAACCCCGACCUCCGCGCCGCACGACCUCUGGACCUCUUCUCGUCCGCGUAUGCCCAACAGACGAGCUUCCGGAUCGACGGAAGCAUUGAAGGCGAGGUAGACAUCCUCUGCCGCAGUCUCGGCCUCAACAGCCCCGAGGAUUUCGCUAUUUCUGAGGACGAGUGGGAGAGGCACAAGGCGCGGUUAUCCUCCGACGUCCUUUCCAGGUCCAGGCUUCUCCAGCUGGACAGCCCAACCCAUAAAGAUCCCGCCUUUGCGUCUGAAGAUCCAAUCUUGGUGUCUGAUCGGACUCCUUUGGAACCCAUUUCAGCAUCCGCAGAAGUGAUUGUAAGCCAGAUCGGUCCUGAAGAGGAAUGUGGGCAGCUCACUGAUGAUUCAAAGGUCGAAACUGGGGUUGUUGGUGGCCAAUCCUGUGUGUCUCCGAGUUCUGGGGGAGGAGGUGGAAUUCGAGGAGUCCGGCCUCCAGUUCUUUCCCCUCCACCGCCAAUGACAAAAUUUUCAUCUCCUUCUUUGAGACAUGAGCCUUACAGUUCAUCAUCAACUCUUCAACCAGCUCCAUUGAUUUCCCUUGCAGUCACAGAUGCAGCAAAUUUGACUUCAGAUAUUGUCAGAACUGUUGCCCCAGAGGAAAGUGAUCUUGAGGCACGUGGGAAGAAAUCAGUGGAUUCUGAGGAGAACAAGGGGAAGGGGGAGAUUCUCGUGGGCGAUGAAGUCAGUGAGGAGGAGUUGAGGGAACUGUGGUUGCAGGAUACCCCCGAGGACUUCACAGGGACAUCUUCUUACUCGACGAUGAACGACGAUGAGUCAUGCAGUACGACUACUGAGACAACAUUCACCAUCUCACCAAAUGGUUGGUUAAAGCGGAAGAUAAAAUCAUGGAUGCGUGGCAUGCUCCUGGGUAGCGGUUCCUAUGGAAUGGUGUAUGAAGGGAUAAGCGAUGAGGGUAUAUUUUUUGCUGUCAAAGAAGUAUCUUUGCUUGACCAAGGAAGCAAUGCUGAACAAUGUAUUAUUCAACUUGAGCAGGAGAUCGCACUUCUAAGUCAGUUUGAACAUGAAAACAUAGUUCAAUAUUACGGAACAGACAAGGAGGAUUCAAAAUUAUACAUCUUCCUUGAACUUGUUACACAAGGUUCGCUUUCAUCUCUGUAUCAAAAGUAUCGACUGCAAGAUUCUCAAGUUUCAGCAUAUACUAGGCAGAUCCUAAAUGGCCUAAACUACCUUCAUGAGCGAAAUAUUGUGCACAGAGAUAUCAAAUGUGCAAAUAUAUUGGUUCAUGCAGACGGCUCUGUAAAACUUGCAGAUUUUGGAUUGGCAAAGGAGAUGACCAAGGUCACCUUGCUGAAAUCUUGCAAAGGCAGUGUCUAUUGGAUGGCUCCAGAGGUUAUUAAUCCCAGAAGAUCAUAUGGACCCGCUGCAGAUAUAUGGAGCCUUGGGUGCACAGUUCUGGAGAUGUUGACUCGUCAGAUACCUUAUCCAAAUCUAGAGUGGACACAAGCUUUAUAUAGGAUUGGCCAUGGAGAACAGCCUUCAAUUCCAAGCUACUUGUCUAAAGAUGCACGUGAUUUCAUUAGCCAGUGUGUGAAAGUGAAUCCAGAUGAUCGUCCCACUGCUUCUCAACUAUUAGAGCAUCCAUUUGUCAGGAGAUCAAUGGGAACUUCUUGAUGAUCUAAUUCGUCUCUGUUAAUAAUGAGAGAUUAGUUGGCUAAAAAAUAAUGGCAUUUCAAAAACAUUAAGAUUUUUUGGUGACGCGCUGCAAAUAUGCUGAGAAAGUUUUUUUUCAUGUUGCCAGUGUCUCAUAAGAAUCUUUGGUACUCGAACACCUUCAUUUGUGACUUGACCUUUCGAAAGCUGAUCGUAACCAAUCGUGGAGAAGUCCAUGUAUUCAGCUGCCACAAGUAAGAUGAUGAAUGUUCGAUGUGUGUGCAAUUAUCGAUCAAGAUGAAUGCAUGUGUAUGUUUCGAGUCCCGUUGUCCUCCAACAGUGUUGUUCAUUUCGUGUAAAUAUUGUAUUUGUUGUGCUGAUAAUAUAGGAUUGACAGAGUGCUGCAUUCUUUAGGUGUUGUUGGGAAUGUAUUGCCGUAAAGAAGAGUUGCUAGGAAGGUUCCAUGAUAUGGGGAGUACCAAAUACGAGUCUUUUUCAUUUCUUCUCCUCUUUCUUGGCCGAUUUGGUGAAGUGUUGUCUUCAUAUUUGAAGCUUGUACAAGUGGUGCAUGGUGUGCACAGUUUGUAUGCUUAACUGACAUAAUAUUCCUAUUUCAUUUCUGAUUCAUCAAAUACAUUGUCUUCCUCA